AUGAGCGUCAGCUCCUUGGAGAGUUGGGUAUUCAAUUUCCCAGGGUUCCCUGUAGGAGUAACUGAUGAGCCCGUCGACUCAUCUACUCAUCUCGUCACCCAUCUACUCAAGGAGCAGUUCAACAUCUCUGACCUGGCCAAAAAGUUCCUCACUAGCUCUGUGAUGACUGUCUUCAUCCCCACAACCUACACCUUGGUGUUCAUCAUCAGUGUCCCUCUCAACAGCAUCGCCAUCGUGAUAUUUGUACUCAGAAUCCAACCCAAAAAACCAUCUGCGAUCUAUAUAUUCAAUCUGGCUGUGGCCGACCUGCUUUUCGUACUGCUGCUCCCCUUCAAGAUGUCCUACCACUUCAACAGCAAUAACUGGGUGUAUGGGCCAGUCAUGUGCCGUGUGGUCAUCUCUGCCCUCUACUGCAACAUGUACUGCUCCGUCCUGCUUAUGAUGUGCAUUAGUGUGGACCGCUUCCUGGGUGUGGUUUAUCCUAUCAACUCGCUGACCUGGCGAAACCAGCAGAAAGCUCUGGUAGUAUGCAGUGUCACAUGGCUGCUGGCGGUCGCCGGGGUGAUGCCCAUCCUGCUGUCCGAGCAGGUCGCCUACAUCCGGGAUCUGGACAUCACCACCUGCCAUGACGUGUUGGACAUUAACAAGCUGCAGGGCUACUACCUCUACUUUUUCCCCAUCUUCUCCUGCCUGUUCUUCUUCCUCCCCCUCAUCAUCACCACCUUCUGCUAUGUGCGCAUCAUUAAGGCCCUCAGGAACAGUAAAAAGUUUAAAGUAAAAAACUCCAAGAAGACCCAGGCUGUGUUCAUGGCCAUCGUUGUACUGGCCGUCUUCAUCGUCUGCUUCGCCCCCACCAAUGUCAUCCUGCUGGUCCACUACCUGCAGUUCACCCACAGCCAUGAUGACACUUCCUACGCUGCCUACCUGAUUUCUGUGUGCAUUGGCAGUGUGAGCUGCUGCCUGGACCCACUCAUCUACUACUUGGGCUCAUGUCAGUACCGGAAGCAGGUGGCCACUGUACUCAGCUGCCAGGCCUCACCAGAGUUUCAGAGCACACAAUGCGAAAACACCAAGACCACAAAGCUGGACACCUUCAAGGGUGGCAUGGCUAAACAGUACAACAAUUUGAAUUUUGCUAAAUCAGAAAAUGUAUCACCGCUGUGAGAACAUAUUGCAAAAUCCAAUUACAACAUCACAUAAAGCUGGCUCGAAUGUAAUACACACAUUUUUUUUUUCUAAAAAAUCAUGUCAUUUUUUGCAUAAGACAUCUCAAAAGCCGGCUUGUUAAUUAGCUCCU
Megalops cyprinoides (Indo-Pacific tarpon) is the source of this 1297-nucleotide messenger RNA. Its product is annotated as proteinase-activated receptor 1-like. Gene Ontology annotation, biological process: blood coagulation; phospholipase C-activating G protein-coupled receptor signaling pathway; thrombin-activated receptor signaling pathway. The transcript has 2 exons. Bases 1 to 1164 code for a protein of 387 amino acids. Gene Ontology annotation, cellular component: membrane. Gene Ontology annotation, molecular function: thrombin-activated receptor activity. NCBI's taxonomy places the organism in Eukaryota, Metazoa, Chordata, Actinopteri, Elopiformes, Megalopidae. The record is from RefSeq and is a predicted model, not a curated record.